UUCCCACAAUGGCGGCGUCGAGAGCGGUGGCCCUCCUCCUCCUGGCUGCUUUCUGCUGUUCUGGGUUGGGUGCCGCAGAGGUCUCACCGUGCCAUCCGCGUAGCUACGGUGCAGACAGCGUAGUGUGUGUCUGCUCCUCUGACUACUGCGACUUCCCCGGCGUCCUCCAGGCAGGUCCUGCGGGUACCUACACCUCCGUCACCUCCUCCAGGGAUGGCCUCCGCUUCCACGUGGAGUCCGGCUCCUUCUCCCAAUCGCCUUCCAAUGCGUCAGUGGUCGUGCACGUCGAUGACAGGUAUGAGUACCAGGCUAUCAUGGGAUUUGGCGGAGCCUUCACAGACGCCGCCGGAAUCAACAUUGACUCGCUGCCCGAAGUCACGCAGGAAGUGCUGCUCAGGUCCUACUUCUCGCCGGAGGGGCUGGAGUACAACCUGUGCCGCGUCCCGAUCGGUGGGAGUGACUUCUCCACUCGCCCUUACUCCUACGAUGAUGUGGAGGGCGAUGUGGAACUCUCCCACUUUAACCUGACUCUUGAGGAUUACCGGUACAAGCUCCCUUACAUCCGUCGAGCCAAAGAACUGAGCGAGAAGGAGUUCAUGCUCUUUGGUUCCCCCUGGUCGCCGCCGGCCUGGAUGAAAGAAAACGGACACUUCAACGGGUCGGGGGGACUUCUGAAAGAAAUGUGGCAGCCUUGGUCCAACUAUUUCGUAAAAUUUGUAAAGCAAUACGAGGCAGAGGGGGCGCCGCUGUGGGGCCUGACAACACAGAACGAACCACUAACAGGUUUUGAAGAAGAUUAUCCAUGGAACACCUGCGCCUGGACUGCCGAGGACCAGAGGGACUGGAUCAAGCAGAGUCUCGGUCCCACGUUGGAGGAAGCAGGACUCAGGAGGCUGAAGCUCAUGGUGCCCGACCACAGCCGCAAUGCCCUGCCCUGGUAUCCUGCCACGAUCCUCGAGGACCCCGCGGCCGCCCUCUACGUCGACGGCAUCGCGAUCCACUGGUACCGUGAUGACGUCAUCGGGGCGAGCGUGAUGGACGAGACCCAAGCCCUCUUCCCGGACCGGUUUCUGCUGUACACCGAGGCUUGCGACGGGAGCUACGCGCCCCCGGGGGAGAGGGUCGUGCUGGGGGACUGGUCGCGCGCGGAGCACUAUGCCUAUAACAUCAUUGAGGACCUGAAUCACUGGUCAACCGGCUGGGUGGACUGGAACCUCGCGCUGGACACGGAAGGCGGUCCCAACUGGGCUUUCAACUUUGUCGAUUCUCCGGUUAUUGUUGAUAAGGAAAAGGGAGAAUUCUACAAGCAGCCGAUGUUCUACGCCCUCGGCCACUUCAGCAAGGUCCUCGUUCCCGGGUCUCGCCGCGUCUACGCCUCCGUCAGCAGCCCGUCAGACACUGUCAGCGUGACGGCCUUCCACAACCCUGCUGACAACACCUCGGCGGUCGUCAUUCUCAAUUCCGGAGACGCAGCGGAGGCCGUGAGCGUGGGCGUGGGCGUGGGCGGCGGGACACACUUCAUCAACGUGGACAUCCCCGCCAAAGCAAUUACGUCACUCCUGUUCGCCCCGCCCGAAGCCGACGGGGAAUCGGGAACAAACAACGGGGUCUUUUAGGAGUUUUAUUAGUGGUGUUGUGAGCACGACCAAGGUAGUUACUGUCCCUCUUGCCAUUACUUAUCAUUCGUAUUAUGACGGAAGUAAAAGACAACGGAUUCGUUCGAUUCAAAAUGGCGACUCUGAUCCAAGCCAAGCUGCCUUCCCGCCUGUCCUUCUGCGACGCCAAGCCACGUAUUGAAGAGCUAACAGUUUCUACAUUUGCCGGAAGGACAGCAAGUGAAAUGAUAAUAAUAAUAAUGAUAAUAAUAAUAAUAAUAAUUAUAAUAAUAAAGAGAAAAAAAAAAGAUUUUUGACCUGACCUUCGCCCCGUCGAGGCAAAGGGCUAGCAGAGAGCGCCCACUCGCCAACGUGACCCAAUACCCUCAGCGCUGGGCAUCGGGUCAAGCUGCCCCUGCGCCUUUUCCCGGACAUGAACGACCGGGGACGAAGGCAGAGCAGGCGGUGGCAGCCUCUGUCUCUGAAAGACUCCUUUUCUGCGAGUCUUAAAGGAGGGACAAGGUCACUGGUUCGCGAGCUGUCGGUUGUAGAGUCUUCUUAUUUCAUUCAGGUCACAUAGGAAGUGUAAUAAUAAUGGUAAUACCCACAAUACCGGAUAUCUUUAAUUUUGCAAAUCAUAACAACAUGGUUUCAUCCUUCCCGAGGAGGUUGCAGGAUGUGAACGAAGCAAGUGACUCCAUAUUCCCAGUUUUUUUGUUUUGUUUUGUGCUUACGAAUCCUGCAAAAUAUUUACUUAAAUACAAACGGUUUGUCGGUAA
Messenger RNA from Penaeus vannamei (Pacific white shrimp), 2374 nucleotides. Its product is annotated as putative glucosylceramidase 4. Gene Ontology annotation, biological process: glucosylceramide catabolic process. NCBI's taxonomy places the organism in Eukaryota, Metazoa, Arthropoda, Malacostraca, Decapoda, Penaeidae. The record is from RefSeq and is a predicted model, not a curated record. Gene Ontology annotation, molecular function: glucosylceramidase activity.